AUGCCCAGCAUUAUCGAGAUGACACAAGCUUCACGUGGAGAGCCAUACACUUGGAACGGCAGCGAGCGCUGGAUGGCUGAUGGCGAUUGCCACUCGCCCUCGGCCGGCGAGCUGUUGGCCAACCGUUCCUGGCUCAUCCGCUCGUUAGCUGGUGUUCUUUUUGCACCAGCCACUAGUUUGAACCGCCUGAAAGCCCUCGACACCAGGUCUACAUAA
This is a messenger RNA of Protopolystoma xenopodis, 216 nucleotides long. Lineage: Eukaryota; Metazoa; Platyhelminthes; Monogenea; Polystomatidea; Polystomatidae. The record is from the annotation of a GenBank genome assembly.